GAUGGCCACAGAGGGAAAUGACAGAGAGUCCCACCUUCCCUCAGGACGGGCCGAGUCCCACCUUCCCUCAGGACGGGCCGAGUCCCACCUUCCCUCAGGACGGGCCGAGUCCCACCUUCCCUCAGGACGGGCCGAGUCCCACCUUCCCUCAGGACGGGCAGAAUGACAUCUCUCUUCAGGAAAGGAUCUCCCCCAGAGAACAGUACGCUGUGGAUGAAGCGCACUACACCUGCGGUGUGAGUGUUGUUAAUAAUGAACAUGUAAAUAAAUGUGAAUACAUCAGCAUCUAA
Molecule: messenger RNA, 290 nt
Organism: Pygocentrus nattereri (red-bellied piranha)
Lineage: Eukaryota; Metazoa; Chordata; Actinopteri; Characiformes; Serrasalmidae
Product: platelet glycoprotein Ib alpha chain-like
Exons: 3
Coding region: 18-290 (90 amino acids)
Source: RefSeq, a predicted model, not a curated record